AUUUUUCGCCUCCUUCCUUGAUUUUAACGAAAAAAUAGAAACGCUGCGUUUACGAGUGGCGCUGCCAUCGACAUGCCCAGCGGCUCCGUCUGUGAGGCUUUCCACGUGCGAGCGGUGCAGUGCAGACGAUAUGACUCUCGUUGGGACCCUUGAAAAUGAGCAUUCGGCCAAAUUACUGUCCGGCCCUGCGCUUCAGGAGGCGGCAGUGAACGGAGUAGACUUGUGCGUCUCUGCCGGAUGCGAUAGCGGCUCGGAAUCAAAGCCAGAAGCCAUGACGGCUGCAGCAGAGGCAGAUGCCUCCAGCCUCGGAUCAGCUGAGGACAGUGGCAAGGGUUCCUCGACCUCUGAGGAAGAAGAUGGCAAUGUGGCCAAGCCAGCUGCUGCUGUGGGUGAAGCAGCGCCAGAGACUGGUGGGCAGGAGCUGGUCUUCAUCCAGGACACUGGUUUCAACGUGCGAAUUCAGGCACCAGGCAUAGAGGCAUUUGACAUUCAGGUGAGCUCUAUGGAGCUGGUCCAGGAGAUCCACCAGCUACUGAUGGACCGGGAGGACACGUGCCACCGGACGUGCUUCAGCCUCCAGCUGGACGGCACCACGCUAGACAACUUUGCUGAGCUGAAGAACAUCCAGGGCCUCACGGAGGGAUCCCUCAUCAAGGUCGUUGAAGAGCCGUACACGGUGCGGGAGGCGCGCAUCCAUGUGCGCCAUGUGCGAGAUCUGCUCAAGUCUCUGGAUCCUGGUGAUGCCUACAAUGGCCUGGACUGCAGCUCCCUGGCCUUCCUCAAUGUCGUCACACAGGGGGACAUCCUCGAGAAGAAGAGCCGAGGAGAGUCUGUCGACUGCACGCCACCAGACUACAUCAUCCCGGGCUGCAAAGAAAACCCACCGCUUGUGCCUCUGCUGCCACAGGCCAAGGACCAGAAGAGUUAUCAAGCCCUGAAAGUGUUGACCACCAGUGGUUGGAACCCCCCACCUGGGCCGAGAAAACUGCACGGGGAUCUGAUGUACUUGUAUGUCGUGACGCUGGAAGAUAAGAGGUACCACAUCACAGCAUCUACGAGAGGCUUCUAUAUCAACGAGUCCACAGAGGAAGAGUUCAACCCACGGCCGUGUUCACCCAAGCAUGUUUACCACUCUCUCGUUGACCUGCUUAGUCAGGUGAGCAGCUCCUUCAAGCGCAACUUUGCACUCAUCCAGAAGAAGCGGACCCAGCGGCACCCCUUCGAGCGGGUGGCCACGCCCUACCAGGUCUACUCGUGGCUGGCACCCACGUCUGAGCACAGCAUUGACGCCAUUCGUGCAGAGGACGCGUUCUCGUUCAAGCUGGGCUACGAGGAGCACAUCCCGGGCCAGACGCGUGACUGGAACGACGAGCUGCAGACAACGCGCGAGCUGCCCCGCAAGACCCUGCCCGAGCGGCUGCUGCGCGAGCGUGCUGUCUUCAAGGUGCACAGCGACUUCGUGGCUGCUGCUACGCGGGGUGCCGUCGCCGUGGUCGACGGCAACGUCAUGGCCAUCAAUCCUGGAGAGGAGACCAAGAUGCAGAUGUUCAUCUGGAAUAAUAUCUUCUUUAGCUUGGGCUUUGAUGUGCGAGACCACUACAAGGAAUUGGGUGGUGAUGCAGCAGCUUUUGUGGCACCCUGCAAUGAUUUGCAAGGCGUGCGAGCGUAUGCGGCCGUGGACGUAGACGGCCUGUGCACGCUAGGCACGGUGGUGGUGGACUACCGGGGCUACCGGGUCACGGCGCAGUCCAUCAUCCCUGGCAUCCUCGAGCGCGAGCAGGACCAGUCGGUCGUCUAUGGUUCAGUCGACUUCGGCAAGACAGUCGUCACGCAUCCCGACUACCUCGAGCUGUUGAAGAAGGCUGGAAAUGCACUGAAGAUACUACCUCACAGUGUGAUAAACGAGAAGAGCGAAGAAGUAGAGCUGUGCUCGUCUGUUGAGUGCAAGGGCAUUACGGGCAAUGACAACAGGCACUACAUUUUAGACCUGUUGCGGACAUUCCCUCCCGAUGUCAACUACCUCAUUUUGGACGGUGUGGAAUUGUGCAAGGAGUCCCGAGCAGCAGGCUUCCCACGGGAACACAAGCACAAGCUGUGUUGCCUCCGACAGGAGCUGAUUGACGCCUUUGUUGAGGCUCGCUACGUGCUGUUCAUGAAGCUUGCUGCCUUCCACCUGCGAAGCCUAGAGAAAAAACAGCUGGCCAAGGACGGCGAGGAGGCGAAGAAGGAGGACUCCAAGGAAGGGUCACCAGAGAAGGACACCGAAAACAAAGAAAAGUCAGAGCCACCUCUGAUGCCCGGGGAGAUCAGGAAGUCAGCAGAGCGGAUAACAAACGGAGACAGUCCUGGCACCAACGGCACGCUGCCCGAUGCCGAAAGUCAGAAAGAUGUGAUCAUCAAGGCAGCUCGGGGUGUUGGGUCCCUGAAGGAUACAGAGUUUGACAUCCGGUUCAAUCCUGAUGUGUUCUCUCCUGGAGUGAAGCACGCUGGUGAUGAAGAACAACUGAAGAGGCAGCGGCGUCUAGUCAUUGAGGCAGCAGACUUUUUGGUCGCUGACCAACUACCCGCUUUUGUGAAAGACUGCGCGGAUCACUCCUGCUCUCCCAUCGAUGGAAUUACGCUCAGCGAGGCCAUGCACAGUCGGGGUAUCAACAUGAGGUACUUGGGACGGCUCGCAGACAUGCUGGCGCCCAUGGAACAGCUCAAGUAUUUGCAUGCGGUGGUGGUGGGUGAGCUGCUGACCCGUGCAGCCAAGCACCUGCUGACCACCCACCUACAGGGGGUCGACCCCACCAACAUGGCAGCCGCCAUCAGCCACUUUCUCAACUGCUUCCUAGCUGCGCCUACCGCCAACGUCCAGGCACCCGUGUCCUCCGAUGAGCUCAAGGGUAACCGGAAGAAGGGCAAGAGGAAAGGAAGGCACAACCUGUUCUCUGUACAAGACUCCAGUGAGUGGGCAAGCCUGACGCCACGCUCCCUGUGGGAGCAACUGCGCGGGGAGCUGCGAUCUUACUACGGCUGGGAGCUGCCCUCGACGGCCGCGUCGGCCGGUGGGUGUCCGGACGAGUACCUCGGGAGCCUGCGUCUGCUCAAGUGCUCCCUCCUGCGUUCCAUCUGCCUCAAGACGGGCCUGCAGCUGCUGCACCGCGAGUACACCCUGGAUAACCGGUCGCGGGCCCCCUUCACCGAGGACGACAUUCUCCAGGUGUUCCCGGUGGCCAAGCACGUGCAUCCUCGUGCAACGGAUGCAUACCACUUCUACCUGACGGGCCAGAGCAAGAUCCAGCAGGGCCUGCUCCGCGAGGGCUAUGAGCUGGUCAGCGAGGCUCUGAACCUGAUGAACAACGUCUACGGAGCGCUGCACCCGGAGAUCGCCCAGUGCCUGCGUCUACUGGCUCGCCUGUGCUACGUUAUGGGAGACCACCUCGAGGCCAUGGCCUACCAGCAGAAGGCUGUGCUCAUGAGUGAACGAGUGAAUGGAAUCGACCACCCUUACACCAUCACUGAAUACACCCACCUCGCUCUGUACUGCUUCGCAAAUUCACAAGUGACGACAACGUUGAAGCUAUUAUACCGGGCAAGGUACCUCAUGCUGCUCGCAUGCGGGGAGAACCAUCCCGAGAUGCCCGUGCUCGAUAGCAAUAUUGGCCUCAUUCUGCACGCUGUCAGCGAGUACGACUUGUCAUUAAGAUUCCUCGAGAAUGCCCUGAAGCUCAACAUUGCGUUCUAUGGUAGCCGCAGCCUGAAGGUGGCGGUCAGCUACCACUUGGUGGCUCGUGCUCAAUCCUGUCUGGGCGAAUUCCGAUCGGCCCUGCAGAAUGAGAAGGAGACCUACACCAUCUACAAGGCGCAGCUUGGCGAGGAGCAUGACAAGACUCGUGAGAGCUCGGAGUGCCUGCGCCACCUAACGCAGCAGGCGGUGGUGCUCCAGAAGAAAAUCAACGACAUCUACAAGAAGAACACCACGGCUGCUCUCCCUCCUAUUCAGAUCCAGGCGCCUUCCCAGAGCAAUGUCCUCGAGAUGCUCAACAUAAUCAACGGCAUCCUUUUUGUACAGAUCAGUCCGCAGGACAUUGAAAACUUCAAGGCCGAGUUGGAACGCCGACAGCAGCUGGCUGCAGCCGAAAAGAAGUCUGCCACUCCCGAUGAGGGAGCAGCCGCCAAGGAGCCGUCGGACUCUUGUAACGGUGGUGCCGUGGCACAGUCUGGUAGUGCGUUGACAAAUGGCAGUAGUCCCGUCGACGCGACGAUGACAACGACGGAGACGUCUUCCUCUGGGGAUGCCGCCACUGUAGCAGCCGAAGUACCGAGCCGGUGAGGAGGACGGCAUCGCAUCACCGUCGCCCACAUUACCAUCUGAGAGGCAUGCAUCCCUUCCGUCAACUUGCUUGUGUGAAAGCUCGUGAGACGAUACCAGCACCCGCGGGGUUUGCCGGAUGGACUCUUUAAUCCGUGCCCGUCGCAUCAUCUAUUUACUCCUUCCCCUCCAGCCAGGCUCUUUCCCCCUUUUCUUUCUUACACAAUGUAGCAUUGUAAAUUUCCCCGCUCAUUCUUUGCACUUCUCGAUUUACCUUUUUCUUCUUGCUGUUGCGGUUUUAUUACUUAGAUAGCAAGUGCACGAAAUUGAGUGUGACUUCUUCCUGGCUUGGGAGGGAGAGUUACAUUCUCUUUUUCUCUCUCUCUCUCUUCAGGCUUAGUCUCCUUUUUUUUUUUUUCUUUUCUUUUGACGAGUGUGCUGUGCAUAUGUGUUCUGGCUCAACGACAUCCUUUCUGGGGGAAGUUGCACUUACCUUGGUAGCGUACCGUGUUUUUUUUUUCUCUCUCUCUCUCUCUCUCUCUCACCUACAGGCUGGAAGAGUCGCUACUUUCUUAAUGCUUGACACACACCGCGUCGGAAAAUGACUGUGCAUAGGAAAGCAGAAGCUCUCAUCGCCAAUUAGUGUGUAAAGCCAGAGCUGUCUCACUCUGGAGCUGUCCUUGCAUAGUGGCCUCUCAAACAGCAUGCGCAUGUCUUUUUUUUUUUUUAUUAAUAUGCCGCAAACAGAUCAAAGCAGCUCUGGUGGAAUUUUUUUCCGAGAUAUGUUGUCUGAAAUGCUACUGUUUGGCAAUACUGUGCUAGAGCAAUCGCUCAGCGAGUGAAAGUAGACUCUGCCCAAUUGCGGGAAUGUACCAUAGCGAACCGUUGGCCGACGUUGCUAGAAAGCGUCCUAGCUCGUGUCCUUCUGUGCACAUAUUGCAAGUGAGUUGUGCUGUCCAGUCAACGAACCUUCCUAUCUGCAAUUGUGAAGCUGCCAUUUUUCAGACCUUCCGUCACCUCGUCGCAGUGAAGGGAAUGGUGACGUUGAUCGAGUCUAAAAAUGACCAGGUGUACAUGAAAAAAAUAAUGCCUGCUUGUUUCUUUUUUUUUUUGCACAUUACGUUAACUUGUGUAAUGAGCAAUUCUUUGCAUUGUUUCUGCCCCCCCUGGAACUUUCUGCACACUUUAUUUGCUUGCCGGCAAGCAGUGCGAUUGUUUGCGAGCUGCAGGUUUUCAAGCUCAUGCAGUCAUUUCCGGUUUAGACUAGCGGUGUCGUUAGGACUGGAACACAUAGCAUGUAGGGGAGAAAAAAGGAAUUGCAAAACGGCUUCAUUGGGCACUCUGUACAAUGUGCUCUUCUGCAUAAGUGUGAAGGGCCAGUGCAAUCUGCGGGAUGUUGUUUUUUGUGUGGGCAUGAUCGGGGUUGUUUCAUGAGCGUUUCGUAUUACCCUGUGAUUUCCGAGCGGGAGCAGCAUAACGAGGCAGUUAUAACUGUAUACACGCAGCAACCAGUCGCUCAAUCUUGUAUUCAGUGGCAAGAAGUUUUUUUUCUUGAUAGUUACAUGGGAAAUGUUGGAAACGGGUAUUGUGUGUCAAGCCAGGCCAAGUUUUUUUUUUAUACUUAUAUUUUAGCUUUUUGUUUGGCAGCGCUUCAUUCAACUUUGUUCUCGGGAUGUGAAGCGAACACGGAAGUGCAUAUCUAGUGUGUAUAAGAAAAACCCUUUUAUAACUGGUGGCAACACCUGCUGUUGUGUUAGAGCAGAAAACUCAUACGAAGGCGGGGGUACUGUUGAAGGCAUGGCCAUAAUAAUAUUGCUUGUACAUAACCGGCUGGAAAGUGAGAUAGUUGACAUGUUUCAAAGAUGUGCUAGUUUCUCAGUAUGAUUCUUUUGUGUACUCUUGUGGACAAUGUUGCAGUCUUCUCUUGCGAGGCUGCUUUUUUAACUGUAGUGACCAAGAAGUCACUUCAGCGCAGCUGUCAACAAAAAAUGUGUUGCUGUCCUUUUUGGAAGUUGAAUUAUGCAGAUGACCUAGCCAAGUACUUUUAUUGUUCUUUUGCUGAGAACCGCCGUGCUUGAUUUUUAUUGCUUUUUUCAUGUUGGCACAUAGAGAAGACUGCUGGUUGAACUUCGCGUAAGUCACUAUGCAAAACACCUUGACAGAGAGCGUGAACUCUUUCUUGGGAAAAAGGAAAAGAGAAUGUCCACAGUGAUGAUGUUUUACUUGUCGGUCACUUCACACAUUUGAGGAAGUGGUCAUGUCCUCGGAUACGAGAAUGACUGGGGGAACAGUUCAGGCCUAGCACAAAGGUGGGAUGCGAUAUAUCUUAUUCUCCGUACGACUGGCUCCCCGUUUUUGUGUAUUAGCACAGUACAAUUCGCUCCUGCAGUGUGUGCAACUGGGGAACGCUGUAUGUGAAUGCCUUGGGGCAGUUUCUAUGUACACGUGUUCAAAUGGAACCUUGCCACUGCAGGUGUUAGACUGUGCUGAGAUGCUCCAGCGCCCAAGGAACCAAGUUUCAGUGCCUUGAAAGUGUUAACGUGCGGACAAAUGUUGGGUGUGUAUUGUGUGCGCAUCAUGCCCAUGAGACUUGCUGGUGGCUACAGCUAUGGUCGAGGAUAUGUUAAUGCUUUCUCCUUGCUACCCUGCAAGAAAUUGCGCUGACUGUUGUCCAAAGGAGAACAAACUUCCUCUGUGGCACUCGCCUUGCGAAAGGUUCACCAGCGUUGAAAAAUGUGUGACCAGUCCACAGGGCAACUUUUUAACAGAUGUGAAGCUAGGCCCAUCCAUGGCCUUGGUAGUUGGGAUGAUGGAUUGUUCCUGGCUGGCGGUGAAUUGAUAUGCAGACCACUGCAUUGCUCGAAACAUUGUGCAACACGUGGGCCCCCCGUUUGUAACAUUGAUGACAGCAACAACUCGCGAUGCAACCUGUCCUUGCAUACCAAGCAUUUCAUUGUUUUUCUAGUGAUGAUGUCACUGUACCAAAGUGCCACAAUUCCUGAUGAUGACAUUUUUAAAAGGAUGGCAAGGGCAGUGUAAGCAAAAACUUACUCGGCCUUGUAAUGUGUCGCAUCUGCACCAAUUGCUUUGCGCAUGAACUUGUUUCAUAGUGUUGCCGAUGAACUGCCGACCAUUUCUUUUUUGUCUCUUCUCACAUGUUACUUUCUCAUUCUCGCUUAACUGUUGACGUAGUCUGUGCAUACUGCUAGUCAACUAACUGUGUGAUGCUUGUGACCAGUGGCUGACUGUAGUCAAGAGAGCGGUGUGCCUUUUCAGUGUCUAUGAGUGAGCUAUAUGAGGGGCCUUCUGCUUAUGUUGUGUAAACUCGCGUAUGCUGUCUUCCUUUCCCUGCACUACCUGUCUUGACCGUGCACUUCUAUGUUGUUGUUAGAAUGCUCAGCAGCACACACUUUUGCAAGGAACUGCGGUGAGGCUCCAAUGAGUGCUGAUCUAGAGCCUAACGUAUGUCGAAACUGGGAAGCUCUGGAGAUGCUGGCAAACAGCUUUCUUGGAGUUGUGGUGUUGCUCUGACAAGCAGUUUUGGUGACUUUGGCAACACAAUGAAGUGAAUGCACAUGCUUGUUUUUCCCUUUGUUGCAUGGCAACUUUUCUAAACUUCGCUGUUAUGCAGACAGUGGCACUUCUGCUCUUCAACCAUUGUGAACACUUCUGUGACAACCCCAAUUCUUUCAGGUUUCCCCCCCCUCUCCUCUCCCACAGCAUGUUGGUGGCCAGAACUCUUCUGCUUCGUUUUGCUGAACUGUUCAUUUUGUGAGCAACUAUGGGUCUCAUGCCAUCACCACUGCAGUCAUGUGCUUCCGUAGAGGAGUCAGCAUGCAGAAUGCAGCUUUACACAAAUGCUGUGUGCUGCUUCCGCAUCAUGUGUGCUCUUACUUGCUCACUGUAGAUUUUAUAAACAUCUGCACCCACAUUUGCAAGUCUUCUUUUAUGCAAGAAGGUUUAAGGUGUGCUCGGUGCUUGGGCACCCUCUCCUCGUGAUCGGCAUAUCGAGAUUAUCGCCAUAGCGACAACCAUUCUUGGUACCCCAGCACUUGCAUGAGAGAAGGCUUGCAAAUCACGUGGUACGGUUUAUCUUACAUGAGCUAAUCAUGCACCUGGGUGCAAUGUUUGUGGAAGGAUAUGCUCGCCAUUGCGUUCGAACUAGUUGGUGAUGUUGCAGGGCUGUUGCUCAUCUUCCUUUUUUUUUUUCUAUUCACCUGGAGAUGCGACACCUGCUGGUUGUCCAUAGUGAUGCGCCGUACCAUGGCUCAGAAAAAUGUUAGCCUCUCUAGCUCUGCCUCUGUCCCAGUAUGACAACUGGAACUUUUAGAGCGUACCCACAUUUAGAAGUGUAGUACACCAAGUCACGACAGUUUCCUGUUGGUUUAAUGUGCAGUGCACAUAUGUCAGUGUUGCUGUACGAAAAGCAGCUGUAAAAAAGACUUGGGCACAACACUUUUAAAAGUCGCACUGCUUUGUCUCAAUAUGCUAUACAAACCAGUCGGAUCCAGUUAAGAUAGACUAAUUGCGUUCCAUGAAGAUAGUAAAUGCAGCCCUCUUCCUAUACUUCACUUAUCUAACAGCACACUGAUGCUUAAAAAUCAUGCAUAGCAAAUGAAGGCAUUGCAGAAGUUGGUGUUGUGCAGCUUUCUUCACAACACUUUCCUAGCAACUCAUCCAGGGACAAUGAAAACCAGCAAAUGCAUGCCAAUCAGAAAGUUAAACUGAAUAUCAGUGCCAUUAUUAAAAAAAAAUUUUUAUGUCAGUCUCAAACCAGUUAGGUGGUGACAGAAGUACAGCAUGAAGGCCGUAAUGCCCUCUUGCCAGCUGGUUGUGGCCACUUCGCUGCUUCUAGCUUGCACAUUCAAGUACAAGAUGCAGUUGACUGCCAUGGUUGAAGACCAGUACCGUACUUAAUGAUAAUUUUUUUUUUUCAUUUUUCCCACACAGUGGGCAAUGACAGAAGGAAAGGUAGACAAAGUGAUAAUAUGCACAGUCUUAUGUUGAAAGUUCGUUGGCUGAAAUGUGAGCUGCGACUCUUUUCUGAAAGUGAGCCAUGGUUUGUGCAGCAGAUGCUGAAGGACGUGUUAGGCUAACUUGGUUACAGAAAUGUAAUCCUGGUAGCUCGUUUGUACACAGCAAAAUAUAGCUCAUAGAAAGGCUUAGGUAUUAGUGGCUCUUUUUAUAUCCCAAUCCAUAGCCCAACAUGCUGCCAACUUGCAGGCAAGGAGAGUGUUACUGACUAAUACAGACACGGAACACCCUGGCUGAUGAUUUUGGUUGAUGCCUUAGAUGUUUGCAUGUAGCUGCACUUUUCUCCUUCCUGUUGCUAUGACCUUUCUUCAAUAUUAUUUACAGGUAGUUGAGUAUUAGCAGUUACAUAGGAGCUGGGCUAUAUUUUUUUUGUUUGAAUAGAUCCUAGCAUUCCAUGUGUUUCAUAGAGAACAACCUAGCCACUUUGUUGUACAAAUGAGUCAGCUUGUAAGGUAGCCAUUGUUAAAAAAAAAUAAAAUGUGGCAUCAGUGCUAA
Messenger RNA from Dermacentor albipictus, 9826 nucleotides. RefSeq names its product clustered mitochondria protein homolog (gene clu). Gene Ontology annotation, molecular function: protein binding; mRNA binding. The record is from RefSeq and is a predicted model, not a curated record. Gene Ontology annotation, cellular component: cytoplasm. Gene Ontology annotation, biological process: intracellular distribution of mitochondria. NCBI's taxonomy places the organism in Eukaryota, Metazoa, Arthropoda, Arachnida, Ixodida, Ixodidae.